Molecule: messenger RNA, 1560 nt
Organism: Haemonchus placei
Lineage: Eukaryota; Metazoa; Nematoda; Chromadorea; Rhabditida; Trichostrongylidae
Source: the annotation of a GenBank genome assembly
AUGGAUGACGUUCAUAGUACGGCUAGCAGCACACGUAGUGAUGAAAAGCGUAUUAACGGUUCAACGAGCCUUUUGGACCUACCACUGGCCCCACCUCCACCUCCUCCAGUUGACGAUGAAGGCUACACGAUACGGGAACACGAAGACGCCAAAGAGGACACGAAUUGGUCGUCGUGCAGUAGCAGUGAUGAGGAUGAAAACGCUUUACAACAGUCGAAAAUCCGCAGCUUGACGAUACGACCGGCAGAAUCGGCAAAAACCAUGAAUGCGUCAGUGGACGAGUUACGGGAUGCUAUCGGACAUAUCAAUAUAUGUAGAAGUAAUACUUUUGAUAAGGAUCCUUGGUCUGUUGGAUCCAGUCGUCCGCCGUUAUUCUCGCAGUCUUUGACCGGUGGCAGCCUAAAACCAUUGCGACCAUGUCAUACAGCUGAUGGUCGGUUUCGAUCAAAUUUCAAUGAAUCUGAUUUCGGCAAAAGCAACAUGCCAAUGAAUUUCUCCGCCUCCAUGGGUCCUAUAGCUGGUAUGGCUAGAGCACGGCCGCGAAGUAAUACUCCCACCUACAACACGUCAUUUGGUGCAGGUGCUACCCUCAGGAAGGAUUCCGUCGGUUCAGUAGAAUGGGGAUCUUCCUUCGCGAUCAACAAUUCUGAAGGAGGUCAAAACUUGGGCGAGUCGUCGUUCAAUCUUUCUCAGUCAACAGCGAACCUCAUGCAAGCAACAAUAAGUGAGCAUCGUGUACCUGUUGCGAUGGCUGUCAAUGAAUAUUCCCAUGUGUGGUUCAAAAGCGCCAAUGUUGAAGAGCGUAUAACUAGAACUUUUGGUACGGUGUUGAUCUCGUUCGCUGCCACAUCACUGCCGCUUCUGACGGACGUGCAUUCUGAUCUUGAGCCGCUUCGAUUCGAUCUUAUUGAUGCUGUUAUAAUUAAGUCUAUAGUCCCAAAUAAGCAGCUUCUCCUGCCCGAUUCUGUUGCUGCACAACAUGGUCCCACCUAUCACUAUCAGUUCGAUCGCCUAGGCCUUGCUAAUUGGUUACUUGCUCAACAGAAAGAAAAGCCUACAGCGGCGUUCUUCAAUGCGGAGGUUCUGCGAUAUGAAAUUCAAGAUCAAGAAAAUGCUGUUCAACCUCCUCUCCUGUUAUCCAAUUACUGGAAAUGCGAAGAAGAUCAUACAGACGUGCGGGUAGACUACCAUCUCAAUCCUCAAUGUUCAAUAACAACUCCGUUACUGAAUUUGGUUUUCACAACUAAGGUCUCAGGAGAAGUCAGUAGCGUCACAUCCGAUCCACAGGCAUCCUGGACAGCUGAAAACAGUGCAUUGUCAUGGUCUGUAACUGAAUUGUCACGAUAUGGUGAUUGUUCGGGUUCGUUGAAAGCGCGGGUACAUCUUGCUGGAGGCGGCCCAUCACAGCCGGCCCACGUUCACGUGCAGUUCCAGUGCUCGGACACGACUAUCUCAGGUGUAAAUGUGUCCCUCUCGAAUUCGGACACAUACCACUUAUCGAUGGUCCGACGAAAAGUUCUGGCUGGAAAGUACUUCAGUGAACCGGAAAUCCGGAAAUAG